ACAUGGCGGCCGCUGUUAGUCCACAUGACUAUUUCAUUCGAGAAAUUGAGAAAAACGACGGCGCUGUGCUGAAGCUGAAGCAGUGCUACCUGGGAGAUGUUGGCUGUGUCGUGUGGGACGCUGCCAUCGUGCUGGCUAAAUAUUUAGAGUGUAAGCAGUUUAGGGAUCCGUCCUCGGGUUUGGACUUGUGGUCAGGGAGAAGAGUUCUGGAGCUGGGAGCUGGAACCGGUGCUGUGGGUCUGAUGGCUGCGUCUCUGGGUGCCCAGACAACCGUGACAGACCUGGAGGAGCUGCAGACCCUCCUGGCGCUCAACAUCGAGGAGAACCGGGAGCUGAUCACCACUGGAUCCAUAACUGCCAAGGUGCUCCGAUGGGGUGAAGACGUGUCUGACUUCCUUCCCUCGCCUGACUACAUCCUGAUGGCCGACUGCAUCUACUAUGAGCAGUCUACUGUUCCUCUGGUGGAGACCCUGAAGCGGCUGUCUGGACCUCAGACUUGCGUCAUCUGCUGCUACGAGCAGCGGACUGAAGGAGUCAACCCCAGAGUGCAGCAGCGUUUCUUUGAGCUUCUGCGUCAGGACUUCAGUUGUGAGAAGAUCCCGCUCAGCAAACAAGACCCUGAAUUUCGCAGCGCCGACAUCCACAUCCUGCACAUCAGGAGAAAGGCUUGACCUGCUCGCACCACAGUUGCCAGCUGCCUUAUUUGGGGCUGAGGUCAUGAGAACAAUGGAUGAUCGUUUUGAACAGCACGAACGUGACAGAGUUGAAGCUUUUGUCAAACGUUUGUCUCCAAAAAUGUGAUUCUGGUGUGUCUGAAGAUGUGUUCGUGGGUGGAGCCUAUUUUAUUGAGCCAGUGUGAAUGUGUUAUUUAAAAUUUAUAUGUUACUUUUCUACUCAUCUUUUUUAAUG
Messenger RNA from Synchiropus splendidus (mandarinfish), 909 nucleotides. It is a transcript of the gene vcpkmt, whose product is annotated as valosin containing protein lysine (K) methyltransferase. The transcript has 5 exons. Gene Ontology annotation, molecular function: protein-lysine N-methyltransferase activity. The record is from RefSeq and is a predicted model, not a curated record. Gene Ontology annotation, biological process: peptidyl-lysine methylation. Lineage: Eukaryota; Metazoa; Chordata; Actinopteri; Syngnathiformes; Callionymidae. Gene Ontology annotation, cellular component: cytoplasm; cytosol. Bases 3 to 671 code for a protein of 222 amino acids.